Eucalyptus grandis is the source of this 564-nucleotide messenger RNA. RefSeq names its product probable 2-oxoglutarate-dependent dioxygenase AOP1.2. Lineage: Eukaryota; Viridiplantae; Streptophyta; Magnoliopsida; Myrtales; Myrtaceae. The record is from RefSeq and is a predicted model, not a curated record. Bases 1 to 564 code for a protein of 187 amino acids. Gene Ontology annotation, molecular function: dioxygenase activity. The transcript has 2 exons.
AUGAAUAUGUAUGUUCCGAUGGUUUCGGAGUUGGAUUCACUGGUGAAGAAGCUGGUUUUGGGAAGCCUUGGCGUAGACAAGUAUUUGGAUUCACUAGCGAAGUCGGUCAAGUACAAUUUGCGCGUCAUGAGAUAUGCAGCUUCUGCGACUGAGGAGUCCAAGAAGGCUGAUACUUCGUGCCAUCGGGACACGAACUUCGUGACCAUACUUCACCAAAAUCAUGUGAACGGAUUGGAAGUGCAGACUAAGGACGGACGCUGGAUCGAGGUCGCCUUUUCCUCCGCUUCCUCUUUCGUUGUCAUCAGUGGGGAGUCAUUCUACGGAUGGAGCAAUGGGAGAAUACACAGCCCUUGUCACCGUGUAAAGAUAAGCGGGCACGAACUACGAUACUCCAUAGGACUCUUCUCUUCCAAUCAAGGCACCGUUCAAUGUCCUGAUGAGCAUGUGGAUGACCAACACCCUUUGCUUUUUAAGCCCUUCGAUAUUGCCGGUCUCUCCCGCAUCUACAAGACCAAAGAGGGCCUAAUGGGAGCUUCGGCGAUGGAUACCUUUUACAAAGUUUAA